Molecule: messenger RNA, 285 nt
Organism: Serendipita indica DSM 11827
Lineage: Eukaryota; Fungi; Basidiomycota; Agaricomycetes; Sebacinales; Serendipitaceae
Source: the annotation of a GenBank genome assembly
AUGCAAGUUUCAGGAGAGAUUCAGGAACCGUUUGAUCUCAUCAGACUUUCGCUCUCUGAACGGGUCAUGGUCAAGUUGCGAGGCGACAGACAGCUCUCAGGCGUUUUACAUGCUUAUGAUGGACAUAUGAAUAUGAUCCUCAGCGAUGUCGAAGAGACUGUGAUGAUUGUGGACCCAGUGCCAGAGGGCGUCAAGCCUUCGAUACGAGUCGCAAAAAGGCAGAUCGAAAUGCUAUACGUGCGAGGCGAUGGUGUGAUUCUGGUAUCACCACCUCAGAGGGAGUAG